Entrophospora sp. SA101 is the source of this 855-nucleotide messenger RNA. Lineage: Eukaryota; Fungi; Glomeromycota; Glomeromycetes; Entrophosporales; Entrophosporaceae. The record is from the annotation of a GenBank genome assembly.
AUGCGUUCAAAAAACCCUAAAAAUCUUUCACUAUCUUUACAUAAUUCAGAUAUAAUAUCUGAAGUAGAAAAUCAACAGCAACAAACAUUUAAUAAAAAUAAAAAAUUUAAACAACUUUUAAUAUUAGGAGGUUUUUUAUUAAUAAUGAUAACAAUAAUAAAUAUUUAUUAUUUUUAUAUUUCAAAUUUACAACAGCAAGAAAAUUAUAAUUAUAAUAAUGAGAUUAAUGAUAUUUAUUCAUUUAAUUUAAUUUUACCAAAUCCUCCAAAACCUGAAUUAAAAGAUUUAAUUAUAAUACCAGGUCAUUCAAUUUAUCUAGGAGGAAGAGUUAGUAAUGGCAAUAUCAAAGAUGAUUUAGAAGAUUUGGACAAUUGGAUUUUAGAAGAUUAUCAAAGAAAUAUUGAUCAUGUUAAAACUUUUAUGAAACACAUUGAAAGAGGAUUGGAAUUGCUUGGUAAAAAUAAUGAAUCUUUGCUAAUUUUUAGUGGUGGUCAAACAAGGUUUACAGCAGGUCCAAAGACAGAAUCACAAAGUUAUUGGGAAUAUGCAAAAGAUUCAUAUGAAAAUUUAAUAUUUUCUAUAUGUAGAUUUUAUGAAUUCACAGGAAAUUAUCCAAAUAAAAUUACAAUAAUAGGAUUUAAAUUUAAAUCUACAAGAUUUAUUAAUUUACAUAGGCUUGCAAUUAAAUUUCCAUUAGAAAGGUUUAACUAUAUUGGGAUUGAUCCUGAGAACAAUUUAUUAGAUUCAGAGGCUGACCAAGUAUCAUCUUAUCAAUGUAAAAAAAGUGAAAAAGAUUUUAAACCGGCUGGCACGGUAGGAUCCAAUUUGCCACCGAAUACUCUUUUCAUUGAAUAA